CGUUGCCUGCGCGCUCGUUUGGUCGGUUGGCUGGAUUUGGUGGGCGAUGGGGGGUGGGGGUGUGACAUCCGUUCGACGUCAGGCGGGUGCAGCAGCGCGGUUUUCUCAUCUGCCCUCAUCCGAUCCGGUGGCUGGGUGGUGUUGAGACAAACAGGGAGAGGGAGAGACGUGCGGUUAGUGCCGUUUUCUGCCGUCGACAUCCGCGACGUCUGCUCCACCCUCCUUCGCCGCUUGGCGCCUCAGCACCGACAGACUCGGGCCCUUGUCCGCCUCGACGGUGGCGGUGGCCUCUCCGGCUUGGUGCAAGUCACUGCGACGCCUCGGAUUGGUCACCCAACUGGUGUGUGUGUGUGUGUGUCCCCGGAAGAGACGGACUGUGCAAUGAAAUGUGUCUGCUGCCGUUCGAAACGCGUCGGCCCUCGAGCUUGUGUCAUGCGCCUCGAGGUGGGUGUCAUCGUGUCGUCUUCAUCGCCUAUUCCCCUCCAAAGGCCGGCGCUCGCCCACUCAGCUCGGCGUCCCUUUGCCACGCCACUUUCCGGUCGUGGCCGCAGUCACCUCGUCGGCCCAGCCCGGCUCGUUGGCAAAGCGGCCGGUGCGGGACAUUGUCCUCCUUCAAUCGGCCCUGCCUUGGUCAUGUCUGCAUGUGUCUGUCUGUCUCUGUGUGUCUGUGUGUGUCAGUCGGUCGGGCUCUUUUGUCGUCACACCUCGGCACACAAUUCAUCCACCUCUCGGCCUCGACUGCUUCAGGCCGGGUCCGAGCGGCUCCAACCACCAACCGACAGUCGUCGGUCGCAGUGCGCCGGCCGCGCGACACGCAGUGACCGACGCAGUGGCGUAGACAAUUGCAAGGCUUGCCAGACGGAGGCAUGGCGACAGGCGGUGGCAACAGCAGCGCGGCUUGACGCGUCGGCUGACAGACGAGGCUGGACCGGCCUCGUGCGGCACAAGCGAGCAGGGCUUUAG
This is a messenger RNA of Protopolystoma xenopodis, 963 nucleotides long. NCBI's taxonomy places the organism in Eukaryota, Metazoa, Platyhelminthes, Monogenea, Polystomatidea, Polystomatidae. The record is from the annotation of a GenBank genome assembly.